This is a messenger RNA of Diachasmimorpha longicaudata, 2546 nucleotides long. Its product is annotated as protein MTO1 homolog, mitochondrial. Gene Ontology annotation, cellular component: mitochondrion; cytosol. The transcript is spliced from 9 exons. The record is from RefSeq and is a predicted model, not a curated record. Lineage: Eukaryota; Metazoa; Arthropoda; Insecta; Hymenoptera; Braconidae. Gene Ontology annotation, molecular function: flavin adenine dinucleotide binding. Bases 549 to 2474 code for a protein of 641 amino acids. Gene Ontology annotation, biological process: tRNA methylation; mitochondrial tRNA wobble uridine modification.
AUUGUAGGCUCUUAACAGCAGGGGUUCGCGCUCAAAUACUUGGGGGAGUUUCUAAUAGACGACCAUCCAUCCACCAAUCACAAAGCAUCUGCGCUGGCGAUCUAGGGAAAAUGGCGACGGCACCAUUUUACACAUAUCAAAAUUUAUGUAAUACAAUUUAAAUCGUGUUAAAAACAGAACUUGUUUUUCUGAGAUUGUGCAUUGUCCCUUGUCCUAACAAUCUAUUUUCUUGUCCUUAACAUUCGAUCUCCGCAGAUCAUCAUCAAUUUCCAUAUCAACGUUCGACAGAGACAGACAAGGGCGAACAAGAUAUCUCUCUUUCUUAUUUCCAUAAUACUCUCAGUGCAGGGGAUAACAGUGCUUCUAGUGUUUUUCUGUGUUCAAUGAAUCAAGGUUAACCUUUAUCAACAUUGUAAUAAUAUAAGUAUUUGUUUAUUGUCAGUGUAACAGCGAGUGUUAUAAAACACGCUAUCAUGGUGUGUUGAUUGGAUUAAAAAAAAUGAACGGUCAUUAGUUGACAUAGAUCCUUGGACUUCCUUAUUUUCAUAAUGAUGCUGCGUAAAUUUAUUCAAAUCAGAACAAUUGGAGUCAGGGCGUUUCAAACGUUCGAUGUAAUUGUUGUUGGAGGUGGGCAUGCUGGAACAGAAGCAUGUGCAGCUGCAGCAAGAAUGGGUGCACAAACACUUCUCGUCACUCAUAAAAAAUCUACUAUAGGUGAAAUGUCUUGCAAUCCAUCCUUCGGUGGAAUUGGUAAGGGCCAUCUGAUCCGAGAAGUAGACGCCCUCGAUGGUGUCUGCGGACGGAUAUGUGAUCUAUCUGGAAUCCACUACAAAAUUCUUAACAAACGGAAAGGACCAGCGGUUUGGGGACUUCGCGCUCAAAUUGAUCGAGAUUUGUACAAGAGCCAUCUCCAAAGGGAACUCUUCCGUUUACCAGGUCUGACGAUUCAAGAGGCCGCUGUAGAAGAUCUUAUCCUUAAUUAUGAAACUGGAAAAUGUUGUGGCAUCGUGUUGAAAAACGGAGAAUCAAUUUAUAGCGAAGCCGUUGUGAUAACUACUGGAACAUUCUUAAAAGGACAAAUUAACAUCGGUCUAGAAAAAUAUCCAGCUGGAAGGAUGGGCGAUGAGCCGAGUAUAGGUUUAGCAGAUACCCUUAAAAAAAUGAAUUUCCAAAUGUCGCGAUUAAAGACUGGCACUCCACCACGAUUGAGAAAAUCAUCUAUAGAUUUUUCCAAAUGUGACGUCCAGCCUCCGGAUAGCGUUCCGGAGCCCUUUUCAUUCAUGAACGAGAGAGUUUGGAUGGAUCCUAAGGAUCAAUUGGACUGCCAUAUGACGUUUACAAACAACGCAGUGGCGCAGAUCAUAAAAGACAACUUACAUUGUAACAACCAUGUGACGGAGGAGAUUACGGGUCCCCGCUAUUGCCCGAGCAUUGAAAGUAAAGUCCUCAAGUUUGGAAAACACGUUCAUCAAAUUUGGUUGGAACCUGAGGGCUUAAAUUCUGAUUUAAUCUAUCCUGGUGGUCUGUCAUGCACAUUACCAGCCGAUAAACAGCAAGAGCUUGUAAACUGUAUACCAGGAUUAGAAAAUGCCGAAGUGGUAAGGCCGGGAUAUGGCGUCGAAUAUGAUUUCAUUGAUCCCCGUGAAUUAUCGUAUCAGUUGGAGACCAAGAGAAUCUCGGGGCUCUUCUUAGCUGGUCAGAUCAACGGAACAACUGGAUAUGAAGAAGCUGCUGCCCAAGGAAUUGUGGCUGGGGUGAAUGCAGCUGCUCGGGUGUUGAAUAAACCACCCUUGAUUAUUGAUCGCACUGAAGCUUACAUAGGAGUUUUGAUCGACGAUCUAACUUCGAGAGGAGCCAGUGAACCGUAUAGGAUGUUCACCAGUCGAUCAGAAUUUCGUUUGAGCCUCAGGGCUGAUAAUGCCGAUCGCAGGCUCACCAGUAAAGGCUUCAAAAGCGGUUGUGUAUCUCAGGAAAGAAUGGAUUUGACUGAAAAUUUAGAGAAGCGCUUAGAAGAUGCGUUACAGGAACUAAAAUCUGUGAGGCAUAACACUGAUAAAUGGUAUGACCUUCUGGGAGUCAAGAAGACGAAAAUGGUAAAAGACCAGAGCGCUUUUGAUAUACUUAAUAGGACUGACGGAAAUGUUUCUUUUGAUGAUCUGGUUCGAUGUUUUCCGGAAAUAUUUGGACACCUUGGGGGCGACCCGCGUCUGUCGCGCAGAAUAAAGAUUGAAAUUACAUAUGACAAUGCUGUUAAGGAACAGCUCAGUGAGGUUCAGGAAAUGCGGAGACACGAAAAAAUGAUCAUACCCAGCAAUUUUGAUUAUAAAAAUAUCAAUCUUUCUACGGAGGAUAGGGAGAAGCUUACAGAGUCGAAGCCUCAAACUGUUGCAAGUGCGAGGAGAAUUCCGGGGGUAACACCAGCCGCCGUAUUCCGGAUUGUUCAACAGUUAAAAAGACGGGAGGAGAUACUGUAGAGACGUGUUGAUAAUAAAUUAUUUAUACAUUAAAUAAAAUCAAAGUUCACAUGAAUAUAUAGAAAUUAGAAA